Molecule: messenger RNA, 1067 nt
Organism: Loa loa (African eye worm)
Lineage: Eukaryota; Metazoa; Nematoda; Chromadorea; Rhabditida; Onchocercidae
Product: transcription elongation factor B polypeptide 1
Exons: 3
Coding region: 45-383 (112 amino acids)
Biological process (GO): ubiquitin-dependent protein catabolic process
Cellular component (GO): elongin complex
Molecular function (GO): protein-macromolecule adaptor activity
Source: RefSeq, a predicted model, not a curated record
UUUCAGGUGUGUGUUCUCUAAAACGAAUAUCUAGUCAAAAGAGUAUGGCAGGAUCCGAAACAGUUUAUGGUGGAGUUGAAGGGCCAGAUGCGAUGUACGUGAAGUUAAUCAGUAGUGAUGGACAUGAAUUUAUUAUUAAAAAGGAUUUGGCACUAACAUCGGGUACAAUCAAAGCGAUGCUGUCCGGUCCUGGCUCUUAUUCUGAAAAUGAAACAAACGAAGUUAAUUUCAGAGAAAUUCCGUCACAUGUUCUACAGAAAGUAUGCCAGUAUUUCGCAUACAAAGUCCGCUAUACAAAUAGUGCAACGGAAAUACCUGAAUUUAGUAUAGCUCCUGAAGUAGCUCUCGAACUUUUGAUGGCAGCUAAUUUUCUGGAUUGCUAAUCGUCGGCUUUAAGAUGCGGUAACUGUUCACCUCAGUUGUCUCCACUUCUUUACGAGCAACAUAGUUAUUUAGUUUCAAGGAAGAGAUACUGUUUUAGAAUGACUGAAAAUAACUUUCUCCUUUUUUAUUUCGUGUUUUUAUUUCAAAUGAUAAUGUCUCUGCGCUUCUUGCACUUACUAAACAUUUCACUGAUUGCAUUUGUUCUCUACGCAAACAAUAUUCGUUAGCUUGCCCUGUACAGUCUUAUUUUUUCUUGCAUUGGCGAUUCUCUGGAGUAAUGUUGCAAGCGUUUUCAAUAGAUAGAAUGGAAUGAUUACAGUUCCUUAUUUACGGUGAUUUAAAUUUAAGUGCCAAGCUUGCUUACCGUUCGGAGAAGUUUUAACGACUUUUCACCCAAGAUUUCUUGAAAUCUCACUUCCUUAUCUCUUAAUUUAUAUUGCAGUACUUUGCAUGUCUCUUUAUUAUAAUCUUUGGAAGAGAAAGGAGACACGAAAUUUGAUGAAAAGGUUUGCUUCAUCAACUAGUAGAAUCAUGUGGAUAUGUUUUUCUUAGUACUCCUGUUGCUUACGUUCCAGUUAUCAAUGAGUUAUCAGUAAAAAAGUGAUUGCGAUAUAUAUGUUUCAUUUUUGUCAUAGGAGGAAGAAUCGCAGGAAAAUUCGACUGAUAUCUUUCACGCAUGUAAA